Glarea lozoyensis ATCC 20868 is the source of this 1962-nucleotide messenger RNA. RefSeq names its product Aminoacid dehydrogenase-like, N-terminal. The transcript has 4 exons. The coding region runs from base 1 to 1962 and encodes 653 amino acids. Gene Ontology annotation, biological process: pyruvate metabolic process; malate metabolic process. NCBI's taxonomy places the organism in Eukaryota, Fungi, Ascomycota, Leotiomycetes, Helotiales, Helotiaceae. Gene Ontology annotation, molecular function: NAD binding; malate dehydrogenase (decarboxylating) (NAD+) activity. Gene Ontology annotation, cellular component: mitochondrion. The record is from RefSeq and is a predicted model, not a curated record.
AUGGCCUCGUAUUCAUACUCAAGCAACAACAGCUCAGAGAUUCACACACCACGCUCAGCAUCUCCAUCUUCCGUCACCAGCCGCUCUUCAGCUACCACCGUCAGCAGACAACGAUUAUCCCUCUCAGGUAGAAGGAUGUCUGGAUUCAACCCAAUGGCUUCGGUCGAUACCUCAGCAAUUGAAGCUGCUAUGAAAGCUUCAUCUCUCGAUACCCUUCGAGGGUACUCCACAAGCACAUAUGGUACCGUACAGCAAUAUCGGACAACGGACUAUGUCCCAAAAUCCCAUGCUGGAGGUUAUCAAGUACUAAGGGAACCAGCAUGGAAUAAAGGUACAUCUUUCACUCCAGACGACAGAGUAUCAAAGAACCUCACAGGCCUCAUACCACAUGUCCUAGAGACGCUGGAUACACAAGUUAUGCGAGCGAUGCGAAUGAUCAACACCCGAUCGACCAACAUCGACAAAUACCUAUACCUCUCCUCCCUCAAAGCCAGCAACACCGAUCUUUUCUACCGCCUUUUAAUUGAUAAUGUUGAGCAGCUGAUGCCGCUCGUAUAUACCCCAACAAUUGGUGAUGUGUGCUUACAAUACUCAACUAUAUAUACCAGACCCGAAGCUCUUUACAUUUCCAUUAAGCAGCGAAAGUCGAUUCCUACCAUCCUCCGAAACUGGCCAUACCCAAACCCUUCCAUCUGCGUCGUCACUGAUGGCUCGCGUAUUCUUGGUCUCGGUGAUUUGGGUGUAAACGGUGUUGGUAUUUCGAUCGGAAAGCUUGCUUUGUACACUGGUGCUGCUGGUAUUCACCCAGAACAGUGCUUACCCAUUGUGCUUGAUUGUGGUACUGCUAACGAAGGCAAUCUUCGCGAUCCUCUCUACCUCGGAUUGAGACAAAAGCGUGUUUCGCCUGAGGUUGCAUUGGAAUUCAUGGACGAGUUCAUGGCUGCCGUCAAGGAAGUAUACCCUUCCAUGCUUGUUCAGUUCGAAGAUUUCGAGACCGAAAAGGCUUUCCAAUACCUCGAGCGAUACAAGAUGGAGAAGUGCUUCAACGAUGAUAUCCAAGGAACUGGUGCUGUCGUCUUGGCUGGUUACAUUGGUGCCGUUAAUCUUUCAGGCGUCCCAAUGGAAGACCAGAAGCUCGUUUUCAUGGGUGCUGGUUCUGCCGGUGUUGGUGUUGCCAAGCAAGUUAUGGAAUACUACACUCGUCGUGGUCUUUCCGAACAACAAGCCCGCGAGAAAUUCUACCUCGUCGAUACAAAGGGUCUCGUAACCUACGACCGUGGAGAUAAGCUUGCCGAACACAAGAAAAUCUUUGCCCGCAAAGAUAACAACGGUCACCAGUUCCGUACCCUCGAGGAAGUUAUCGAAUAUGUCAAGCCAACCGCCUUGAUCGGAUUGACCGCAACUUUCGGAGUAUUUACCGAGUCAGUUGUCCGUGCUUUGAAGGCAUCAGUCGAUGCAUCGGGUCUCGGUCGCCGACCAGUCCUCUUCCCUCUCUCCAACCCAUUGACCAAAGCCGAAUGUACCUUCGAGCAGGCCGUCACAUGGACUGAUGGUACAGUCAUCUUCGCAUCUGGUUCUCCAUUCGCUCCUUUCACCAUGAAGACUGGCGAUGGCAUCACCACUUACUAUCCUAACCAGGGUAACAACGUCUACGUCUUCCCCGGUCUCGGUCUAGGUGCCAUUCUCGCCAAGACCACCCGUGUCACUGAUGCAAUGGUCUACACGUCAGCCGCAGCUCUUUCAGGCUGCCUCAAUAAAGAAGAAAUCCAAAUGGGUCUCAUCUACCCCAAGAUCCAACGUGUGCGUGACGCCUCUGUGGUCGUCGCUCGCGAGGUCAUGAAGGCUGCGCGUCGCGAAGGUGUUUCCACACUUCCCGAGGAAACUUGGGUCGAGUGGGAGGAAUGGGGAGAUGUUGCUCUUGAACAAUGGAUCAAGAAACAAGUCUACGAUCCUAAGUGGUAG